CCGUCACAAUCACGUCCGAAUUUGGCAAUCGUGUUUGUUGUGUCUUCUUUCUCUUUUGGACGCGUUCACGCGAAGAAGAUGGCGCGUUUCCGGGCAUAUACCACCGACAGCAGCGACGACGAGGAAGAGGAGAAGCCCACGACCCCCGCACCUCAGCCACGCCCCGCCACGAAAUCUAAUGCCCGUCCUACAGUCGACACGAACAUGGAGAGCGACGAGGAAGACGAAAGCGAGGAAGCCGUGAGCAGCGGCGCAGAAGAAACGGAAGAGGACGAAGAUGAAGACGAGGACGAGAAGACAGAGUCUGACGACUCAGAAGAAAGCAGUUCUUCAUCUAUGCGCGAAGCCGAGCUUCUGCUCACCAAAAAGCCAACGAGAAACGCGCUCGUACCCGGCGAGGACGGCGAGUUCGCAUUCGCGCAUGAGGUGAAUGGCAAUGGUCAUAUGCCCCCCGGCGUUGACGCGCGCAAGGUGGAGGUCAUGCGCGCGUCAUUCUUCGAGACCGAGCGCGAGCGCGCGGCGAUGCGUGCAGCGGAAGAGCAGACGGCGCGCGGGGUCCCGCGCCUAUCCCCCCAGUCGCUGAAUCGCAAGCAUAGCCGGGACUCGGAGGGGGAUGGGCUGAGAGGGGAUCCGAGGGAGCGCGCGUCGUUCGGCCACGACGUUGAUUUGGUGCCGCAAAGACCGUCACGCAAAUAUGCGCGUGUGUCCAGUGCGGCUUCCGCUGUAGCCGGGUGCGAGGGGUACUACGCAGAUGCGGGUCUUGCUAUGGGGAGAUCAUUCCGCGUUAGCUGGGGACCAGGGGGUAGGCUGGUGCACCUCGGUUCAUUAUGCGCACCCUCCUCACGACCAUCGCAAUCUGCCAACUCCUCCGUCGUCACGAUCACCAAAGUCCCCAUGUCCUCCUCCAUCGAACACAACGCACUCUUCUCCGAAUCCCUCCUCAGCCACCAGCUCACCCACACGACCGUCGCACCCGAUGAAGACGAGGUCCCCUUCGCCAACCCGAAGAAGAGCGAACUCAAAUUCUCCACGUUUGCGUCCCUCUUCGGCGCGACGGACCGCUCCUAUGAGGCGAACCUCUUCCGCUUGGGCCAGGCGCUCUUCGACAGCUUGGAAGAGCGGCUGGGCGCGAGCGUGCCCGCCGAGAUGCGCUUCCGUAUAGCGAACUUGCAUAGGAAAGCUGCUUUGUCCGAAUGGCUGCAAGAAGCCGUUGCACCCACAGUCGCCGCCGGCAUCACCGAGGGCUCGCCCACCGACCCCAAAACGGCCAUCACGAACGCCUUCACGCUCCUCACCGGCAACCAGGUCGAGCAGGCUUGCGACGAGGCUGUCAACGCGGGCUUCUUCAACCUUGCCACGCUGAUUGCGCAAGCUGGCGGCGACGAUACGUUCCGCGCGGACCUGCAGCACCAACUGCAAAUCUGGCGCGAGCAGAACAUCCCCAUUGACGCUGCUGUGAAGCGAAUAUACACCCUGCUAGCUGGUAGCGAAACCCUGGGCGAUGGCCUCGACGUCACGGACGGCUUGGACUGGAAACGCGUGCUUGGGUUGCAUCUGUGGUAUUUUCACCCGCCGGGCGACUCUGUGACGGACGUGUUCCGCGAGUUCAGCACCCUCAACUUACAGCGCCCGCCACAUUACCUCGAAGACACCGACCACGCCGCCUGGACCGGCGUCUGGAGCGUGCGGCGCGAUGUGCCAGCACCACCGGACGGCAUGUACCAGCUCAUCCAGCUUUACGCGGAUCAGUCGGUUUCGCUAUCUCAAGCGCUCGAGCCGCUUAGCUUCUCUCCUUCACCACUUGAUGUCGGCCUGCUAUGGCACCUCUACAUCAUCAUCUCAAGGUGCCUACGGCAACGAGACCUCGAAGACCGCGAGGAGGUCGACCUUCCAAGCGAUCACUCCGUGGACGAGGAUAAUGAGGUUGAGGGGCACAGCCCUUCGGCGGACCUGCUCGCGAGCAGCUAUGCGCACCAGCUCGAGUCCGAGGGGAUGCUGCAAGAGGCGGCGUUCGUGCUGUUGCACUUGGAGGGGUCGCACGCGAACGCGCUUUGCGGGACCUCUUGAUGCGGUCAGCGCCAGCACUGGACGAGUGGGCGCAGAGGGGACUCAUCGGCAGCUUGCAUCUGCCUCAAGCAUGGGUCCACGAAGCAUUGGCAACGUAUGCGUACUACAACGACGAUAUGUUUACUGCAUACGAGCUGUACCUCUCCG
Messenger RNA from Schizophyllum commune H4-8, 2214 nucleotides. RefSeq lists its product as uncharacterized. The record is from RefSeq and is a predicted model, not a curated record. Lineage: Eukaryota; Fungi; Basidiomycota; Agaricomycetes; Agaricales; Schizophyllaceae. The transcript has 5 exons. The coding region runs from base 79 to 2067 and encodes 662 amino acids.